Molecule: messenger RNA, 1626 nt
Organism: Hyaloscypha bicolor E
Lineage: Eukaryota; Fungi; Ascomycota; Leotiomycetes; Helotiales; Hyaloscyphaceae
Exons: 3
Coding region: 50-1405 (451 amino acids)
Biological process (GO): nucleolar large rRNA transcription by RNA polymerase I; transcription elongation by RNA polymerase I; RNA polymerase I preinitiation complex assembly
Cellular component (GO): RNA polymerase I complex
Molecular function (GO): DNA binding
Source: RefSeq, a predicted model, not a curated record
CCAUCCUCGACAUUGAGCUCUGUAGUUACAACCUUCCAAGGCACAGAAGAUGGCAGACCGAUCAGAGAAAGAGAAGAAGCGUAAGAGGGAAAAGGAUGGAUCCUCCAGACUAAGCAAAAGGGUUGCAAUUGAAGGGGACAAGCAGAUCAAGAUUUCUCUUCUCAAAUCCGACGAAUGGGCCCCCGUCAUAGCUUCGACUCCGGGUCUCACAGUUCCUUCUUCGAUUUCGUUAGAGCCCUUCGUCAAGCAGCGAAGAAAUACCCACCUUCAACGCCUCGGAAAAAGCAGCGAAAUUGCAGCCACAGAGCUUCUCCUGCACUCCUCCGAACACCCGAAGUUAGACUAUACAGCACGCGAAGAAGAAAGCGGCGGCUCAAACACUCUAUUGAAGCACUAUAUUGGAGUCUACGAUCCCGAAUCAGGGAAGAUGGAGGUUAUGGAAGCACGAAAAGUGAUAGUUCGUGGCGUUGUUAGAGCACAUCAAGCUACAACAGAAGACGAAGUAGCAGUGGAAUUCAGAGACCGCAGGAACGACCUUGGACAGACAUUCGGUACGAAGAAAGCAAAGAAGGCCAUUGCAUCAGUCACAGAGAACGCCAUCGAUCAGAGCGAGUUCUCCAGAGACCCUUCCAAGGCAUCUAAACCGGAGAAACUUACCGCUGCGAAUCUCGCUAUGCUCAGUAGCAUUGCAGAGAGUGCUGCAAAUGCACCAACAAAAGAGGAGCAAGCGCAAGCGAUGAACCAUGCCAAACCACGACCGAAAGGCGUUGAAGGAGAAAGGGACCCUCUCAAAAUUUAUACUGUGGAGAAUGUAGUUGGUUUGGAUACUAUGAAGCUGAUCCCUGUCAGGCAAUGGGUGGAGAGUAUCAAAGCAAAGAAGGAAGUUCGAACGAAUUCCAGAUUCGUGGCCCACCGGAUGCUGAAUCAUGGUUCCAAUACCGAAAAGCUUAAGGUCCUUCGAUACAUGCUUCUACUUAUCGAUAUCUACAAUACUUGUAGACCUAGCAGGUUUGGGCGAACAUUACCGAAGCGAGAAGAUUUGAAGAAGAUUCUGGGCGAUAUGCCGGAGGCGGUACUGGAGGGUGUGAAGAGGAAGUUCACGAAUGCUGGAACAAUGCCCAAGCAGAUGGCUGACUCGCUGAUCAUGUACUUGUGUGCAUUGGCUAUGAUAAUCGACAAUACCGAAGUUAAUAUGUGGGAUCUGAAAGAGGAUCUGAAGCUGGAGACGAAGGAGAUGGCACUGUACUUCACAGAGAUCGGAGCGAAGAUAGGGCCUCUGGGUGAGGCUGAGCGGAGGAAAUUGGGCUUGGAGAAGGCUGCUGCUGCCCAACAUAAAGUUGCGAAGCUGAAGGGGCCGCUUUCGUAUCCCAGGGUGUCAGGGGGUCGGCCUCAAAAGAUGCGGUAGUUUGGAUGUGUCUAGGGAUAUUUCAAUUCUGAUGUCUUUAAGCAAAUUGACCAUUUUGAUGACGGUAGAAGGCCGGUCAGUAUCUUGUUCGAUAACGACAUGAAGUGGAUUGAAACUUCUAUGGGCCAGCUUCUGAAGUCUCGCUGUCUUCUUCAUCAAGAUCAAGAAAUUUCGAGGCCGUCACGUGCUUCUCGAGUCCCUCUCGCAAUAGACAGAAACGC